ACAUACACAUCAGUUAUGGCUUUUCUAGCAGUAACAUCUCUGAUGAGAACUGUAGAGCUCCAGUUCCUACACCCCCAACCACGCGUUAUUCUUACAAACAAAGCGCAGAUUAAGUCUCUUCAUGAAAAACUUGGGCAUUUGCUAGUUUAUCUCGAGGAAUGCGAGAAGAAAGGCAACAACUGCGCUGAGAUGAAAGAGCUGGCCGAAAAAAUUAGAAAAGUGAGUGUGAAGGCUGAAGAUGACAUUGAAGCAGAGCUAUUGAAUGUUCAUCAUUAUCACAAUCUGGAUCAAGCUUUGCAGCGUGUUGUUGAGGACAUUGAAGAGCUGAUGCAGACUACAAGGAACACCAACCACCACCUAAUUGUCAACAAUCUCACAGCUGGAGGUCCCUCUCAACCUACCUCAAAUGUGGAGGACAAUGCAAUGGUAGGACACUCAGAAGAACUGGAUGAGGUGAAGUCUCAGCUCUUUCGUGACUCGCUUAAACAACGCCAAGUAAUGGCUAUGGUUGGCAUGGGUGGCAUCGGCAAGACAACUUUUGCUAAAAGGAUUUAUAAUGACCCUCUAGUCACAUCUCAUUUCAAGUUUCGUGCUUGGACAACGUUGUCCCAAGAGCAUGACAAACGACAAGCUCUUACUGACCUCAUUCGUUGCAUCUUGCCAAUGAGCAACAAGAAUAUAGUAAGUGAUGAUCCAGACGACCUACUGCGCAGAAGUUUAUUGGGCCAGAGGUACCUUAUUGUUCUCGACGACAUAUGGACUACGAAAGCUUGGGACGAUAUCCAGAGAUGUUUUCCAGAUGACAACAAUGGUAGCCGAAUAUUGUUGACUACUCGGGUUAGAGAGAUAGCCGAGUAUGCCAAUUCUGGUGAGUAUUCUUAUAACUUGCGUUUCUUAAAUCCGUAUGAAGGUUGGGAUUUAUUUUAUCAGAAGCUUUUGGAUAAGGAAUUUCUGAACAAUGAAUUUGAGACAAUUGGGAAAAACAUUGUUCAGAAAUGUCAUGGUUUACCGAUUACAAUUGUGGUGGCAGCAGGGCUUCUAUCUACUAUCAAUAAGUCAGUAGAUGAAUGGAAAAAAAUUGAAGCUACAAUAAAUUCACUCCAGACUUUAGACCAUGAUCAACAAUUUUCAAGAAUACUUGAAUUGAGUUAUAACAACAUGCCUAGCCACUUGAAGGGUUGCUUUUUGUAUUUGGGAAUUUAUCAUGAAGAUUGUGAUAUUCCAGUUAAAAAGCUUAUUAGGUUAUGGAUUGCUGAGGGAUUUGUAGAGACAAUGAGUAAUAGGAGGCUAGAAGAAGUAGGUGGAAAUUAUUUGCAAGAUCUUAUUGACAGAUGUCUAGUUAUGGUUCAUGGGAGAAGCUCUGAUCAUAAAAUCAAGACUUGUAGGAUGCAUGAUCUCUUACGUGAGUUGUGUGUGAGCAAGGCUAAGAAAGAGAACCUUUUGUACCUUGAAACUACGGGUAGUUGUCAUGGUUUUGAUCGCUUGGUUCGAUUAGGUGAUAAGCCUUGGUUAAGUCUUAAAGUAGUAAACCCACAUUUUCAUUUGGCCAUUGCUUCCAGGAAAUGUCGUACCAUUUUAUGUUUUAAUAUGGUUGGAAACUGUGAUUAUGAAUGGUAUUUGCAUGCCAACUCUUUUAAGAAGUUAAGAGUGUUAGACUUGAGCAAGAUUAACUUCAGGUUAGGUAUGCCUCCAGAUAUUACAGAUCUUGUUUUCCUAAGGUACCUAGAAAUAGCCUCAAGUAAGGUUCUAAACUGUAUACCUUUGUGGAAGAAUUGGAAUCUACAGACACUAGUUGUCACAGAAGAUGACAAUGGUGCCCGCAGGCUGCCUCCUGGAAUUUGGGACCUGCCACAACUAAGGCAUCUUGAAAUCAACCAUCAGGUUCCUAUUUAUCUUCCAAAAAUGGUUCAAGAAAAUUUGCAGACACUUUAUUGGUUGUCUACCUCACAGUGUACAAUACAAGUGUUUAUGAGAAUUCCAAAUGUUAAAGAUUUGGGAAUAAUUUUUGCAAGAUGCCAAGUGUCAUCACAGGGUUUAAAUGAUCUGUGGUGUUUAAAUCAUCUUGAGAAGCUAAGAGUUCGAGGCUCUUACCACCCUUUACACUUGCCUCCUCUUUUCCCACAAAACCUCAAGGAGUUGACAUUUGAGAGAACCCUUAUACCAUGGGAAGCUAUGACUAUUAUUAGCUUGCUACCCAAUCUGAAGGUGCUUAAGCUCAAAAACUUUGCCUGUGUGGGACAAGAGUGGGAACUAAUUGAAGAUGGCAGCUUCCCUCAGUUAAAGGUUUUGCUCAUUUCUCUCACAAAUUUGAAGGAGUGGAAGGCAUACGUGGCCUCUCCUUUUCCCAAUCUUGAGCACUUGCACUUAAGAAAUUGCUUCGAGUUGAAAGAGAUGCCAGAGUGGAUUGCAGAUAUCAUCACUCUCCAGUUAAUUAAGUUGGAGUAUUGUUAUUCCACCCUCGUUACUUCCGCUAUGACUGUUAAAGAAGAUCAACUUCACAAUUACGGGAAUGACAUGUUACAUGUUCUUCACUUCCAUACUCGACCAGACGAGGACCAUGUUGGAGUAGAAGAAGAAUAUUCUAAUGAACAAAUCUCUGGAGAAGAAUGUGCCCCCAAUAGUUUAACAAGCCUUUGGUUUGAAGCAAGGAAGCUAACGAUUCCCGGUGGCGAAGAACCUAGUUAUUGGUCAUGGACUUUGGACCCUACUGGGUAUGAGGUUGCAGAACUUUUGCAAAUGAGCUGGUUUGAAAUCGGAUUUACCUGUGACAUUCGGUGCCUAUCAAAGAUGACUUGUUACUCUGCAUAUCUUGUAUUCAAACUUGUACAGGGAGGCUUUAAGGAUGUCAACACAGCACUCACAUGUGUAAGAUAUGCAAAGGACAAGAACCUAUACGGUAAGUUGCGCGGGCAGAAUCGGAACUCUCAGGUCUUUUUAGCAAAGACAAAGUCUUAUGGAGAUUGCGGUCAGUUUCCCAACGACGACCGUUCUGAUGGGUGGAUGGAGAUCAAGCUUGGAGACUUUUACGUUAGUAGUGGGAAUGAAGGUGAGGUUGAAUUUCAACUGUGGCAUGUAUCAGAUCAGUACUGGUUGUCUGGCUUUGUGGUUAAGGGCAUUGAAGUUCGACCAGCAAACUAAAGAUCAAUGGUUUGUGUUUUAAUUGGU
Molecule: messenger RNA, 3165 nt
Organism: Ipomoea nil (Japanese morning glory)
Lineage: Eukaryota; Viridiplantae; Streptophyta; Magnoliopsida; Solanales; Convolvulaceae
Product: putative late blight resistance protein homolog R1A-10
Exons: 4
Coding region: 16-3138 (1040 amino acids)
Biological process (GO): defense response to other organism
Molecular function (GO): ADP binding
Source: RefSeq, a predicted model, not a curated record